GAAUGCCAGGGGAUGCUCACAUAUUAAUACAAUAGAAAUACUGUAAAACCCAUUACAAUACAUUACAAAUGUUCAAAGACAGACAGUUUUCAGAAAUACUUCUAGUUUUCUUGCUUAAACUGUUAGAAAUGGUACGUAAAUAAGAUUUCUUCCCGCCCAGCUCUUGACCCUGAGCGGUUCCUCCGAUGACAUCAAACCACAAUGCAUUGCGGUGUUUGGUUUACUUUUGGUCUCCGUGGCAACGACGACCCGUCCAGCCCCUCGCUGGAGCUGAACCGGAAACUAACGUCAUUCCGGUCCAAUCCCCGCGCUCUGCGGUGACAUAAUGGAAUUUUUAAGGCAGGGGAGCCAGAGGCGUCAGGCUGCAAGCGGGCGGCCGCCAAACGACCGCAUAUGCACGCAGCAGAGCACCGCACAGCCCCGCAGCGGCCGGCGCGCGCGGAGGAAGACGCGGGAAUCAGCGGACUGCCUCACGCUCGCUCCCGCCUCGUGUUGGGGGUAAAACGAAACCAGGUCUCCACCCAGCCGGGGCAAACCCAGAGGUCCCCACCGUGGUUCUCCGGAGCGCGACGAUGAAGGAGGAUGAGGAGGUUCCGUCCAACCAUCAGAACUCCGAGCCGGAAACCAGCCAGCCUCCGGAACCAGAGGGGAUCCUGGCCCCGCCGGACCCGGGACUCCUCAGAUUGACCUUCCCGGACCUGGAGCGCCUCUUCCUGCAGCCCUGCGGUCCGGUGUCCGCCGCCCACCCGCCUCCCCCCUCCCUCUACUACCCCAAGAGUGCCGGGGACGAGCAGGAGUUCGCAGAGGGCUUCGUGAAGGCGCUGGAGGACCUCCACCGGCAGAACCGGCUGGAGCUGCCUGCAGCACCGGGUCUGCUCCCGCCAGACUCGCCGGUGUACACGACACUUAACGGCUACCCCGGCGGCUGCGCCCCCCUCCCGCCUCCGUCGUCCCAGCUGAGCGGCGCGCAUUCGCGGGCCGCCGCGGCUGCGGCGAUGUCCCGGUUUCAGUCCGCCAGGGCGCUAAAGGACGAGCCCCAGACGGUACCGGACAUGCAGAGCUUCGGGGACAGCCCCCCCCUGUCUCCGAUCGAUAUGGACAACCAGGAGCGCAUCAAGGCGGAGAGGAAGAAGCUGCGCAACCGGAUCGCUGCCUCCAAAUGCCGCAAACGGAAACUGGAAAGGAUCUCCCGGCUGGAGGACAAAGUCCAGAAUCUGAAGACGCAGAACAUCGAGCUGGCCUCCACAGCCAGCGUCCUGAGGGAGCAGGUGGCUCAGCUCAAGCAGAAGGUGAUGAACCACGUCAGCAGCGGAUGCCAGCUUCUGCCCAAUCAGGUCCAGGCCUAUUGAGCAACAGCCGGAAGCCGGAGCCCGGAUGCAGAAGAACACCUGCAUCUGACAAGGAUCAGACUUCUCGUGUGCAUCAGGUGCUCAAGACAAAAUUCAGACAGACGUGAAGCUGUCAGGGAGCGUGGAAACCAUGCAGCUCCCUGACUGCAGCAUAUGCAGCUUCCUGACUGCAGCGUCUGCGGCUUCCUGCAGCGUCUGCAGCUUCCUGACUGCAGCGUCUGCGGCUCCCUGACUGCAGCGUCUGGGGGACCCUGACUGCAGCGUCUGGGGGACCCUGACUGCAGCGUCUGUGGCUCCCUGACUGCAGCGUCUGCAUCUUCCUGACUGCAGCGUCUGCGGCUUCCUGACUGCAGCGUCUGCGGCUCCCUGACUGCAGCGUCUGCGGCUCUCUGACUGCAGCGUCUGUGGCUCCCUGACUGCAGCGUCUGCGGCUCCCUGACUGCAGCGUCUGCGGCUCCCUGACUGCAGCGUCUGCGGCUCUCUGACUGCAGCGUCUGUGGCUCCCUGACUGCAGCGUCUGCGGCUCCCUGACUGCAGCGUCUGCGGCUCCCUGACUGCAGCGUCUGCGGCUCCCUGACUCCAGCGUCUGCAUCUUCCUGCACAAUCUAUGUAGCAUCGCUGCGGGAAGAAGCGCGGCAUCCAGGCUGCAGGUGACGUCAUCCACCAAUCAACGCGUGGCCUUUCUGGUUUACAAGCUUUUAUAAUGAUAAACACGUUUCUCUAAGCAGCCUUUUGGAGUGAAAAUGUUUUGUAUUUUGUUGUUGUUGUCUGAGGUCCAUGAAUGUAUGGAGGAACUGUAUCACACCGAGACAUGAUGAUGUUUAUUAAAUUCACUACUUUAAUUUAA
Oryzias latipes (Japanese medaka) is the source of this 2196-nucleotide messenger RNA. Its product is annotated as transcription factor JunD-like. Gene Ontology annotation, biological process: regulation of transcription by RNA polymerase II; regulation of cell population proliferation; regulation of cell cycle. The record is from RefSeq and is a predicted model, not a curated record. NCBI's taxonomy places the organism in Eukaryota, Metazoa, Chordata, Actinopteri, Beloniformes, Adrianichthyidae. Gene Ontology annotation, cellular component: transcription regulator complex. Gene Ontology annotation, molecular function: DNA-binding transcription factor activity, RNA polymerase II-specific; RNA polymerase II cis-regulatory region sequence-specific DNA binding; transcription factor binding.